Molecule: messenger RNA, 591 nt
Organism: Rotaria sp. Silwood1
Lineage: Eukaryota; Metazoa; Rotifera; Eurotatoria; Philodinida; Philodinidae
Source: the annotation of a GenBank genome assembly
AUGGAUUAUAUUACAGCAACAGCUAAUUUACGAGCUGAAAAUUAUGAAAUACAAAGAGCUGAUCGAAGUAAAAUCAAAAGAAUUGCAGGAAAUAUUAUUCCUGCUAUUGCAACAACAACAGCCAUGGUUACUGGACUUGUUUGUCUUGAAGUUUAUAAAUUUGUUCAACAUCAUAAAAAGAUAGAAUCAUAUCGAAAUGCAUUUGUUAAUUUGGCUUUACCAUUUUUUGGAUUUUCUGAACCAGUACCACCAAAAUGUCAAAAAUAUCUUGACAAAGAUUUUACAUUAUGGGAUCGAUUUGAAGUAAAAGGUGAAAUGACAUUAGAAGAAUUUAUUGAAUACUUCAAACGUGAACAUAAGUUAGUACCGAACAUGGUCUCAGCAGGAAUGUCCGUUAUUUAUAGUCCACAUUUCAUGCGUCAAACAAGUAAAGCACAAGAUAUGAAACGAAAAAUUACUGAACUGUAUGAAACGGUGACAAAAUCAAAGAUUCCUGCUCAUGUUCGUUCUCUUACGUUGAAUAUGCUAUGUGAUGAUUUGGAAGAAAACGAUGUUGAAGAUGUUCCUUUCGUCAACUAUACAUUUCCAUAA